AUGGAUAUUCUACAACAAUCCUACAAAUAUGGGCGCUCUCCUUUGCCCCAAAACGCCUACUCAAUUCCCUUGAAAACCUACCUAUUCGGCAAAUCAAUCUCCCAUUCCCUUUCUCCGCGCCUCCAAAACAUCAUGUUCCACCACAUCCCCUCCAAAUGGACCUUCCACCUCGCUGAAGAAACAGACCCUGCUGUAUUCCGCAAGACUCUAGAAGAUGAAUCCUGCAUCGGCACCUCCAUCACAAUGCCAAGCAAGCUGUCCUUCCAGCCUGUUCUUGACGAGAUAACAGACGAGGCCCGUAUAAUGGGUUCUGUGAAUACUGUUUUCAUUCGUCUUACGGAUAACGGUCAACGUCGGUAUAUUGGAACGAACACUGACUGUAUUGGUAUUCGUGAUGCUAUCCUGGCGCAAUUCCCUGAUGCAGUAAAGAGCUCGCGUGGUCGGGCGGCUAUGGUUAUUGGAUCUGGUGGUGCGGCCAGGAGCGCUGUUUAUGCACUUUGGAAAUGGUUCGAGCCUUCGGAGAUUUUUAUUGUGAAUCGGGAUACUGAGGAAACUGAGACAUUGAUCGAAGGAUUUCGGGGCACUUUGCCGGAGGUAGUGAUUCGAAAUCUUAGAUCUGUUGAAGAAGCAAAGGCUUGUAUGCCGUUUCUUAUCGUUGGAACUGUGCCGGAUUUCGAGCCUAAGGAACCUGGGGAGAUCAUUGCUCGGGACAUUAUUCAGUCAGUGAUAGAGCAAACUUCGGAUGCUAUUGUGGUUGAUAUGUGUUAUUCGCCGUCUGUGAUGACGUCCCUGGGUGUACUUGCCUUGAGAAACAAGUUGCACUUUAUCACAGGAGUGAGUAUCGUCGUGAGGGUUAAUAUUGCGCAGCAUAUGUUGUGGUUGGAGGGGCCGCCACAUGAGAAGGGCUUAAAAGAGGCGUUGCUUAUCGGUAAGCAGGUAGAAGCUAAUGCUUUGGGUUCUUUUCUCCCGUCGGGUAAGACUCGGAGUGCACUAUAA
Penicillium malachiteum is the source of this 996-nucleotide messenger RNA. RefSeq names its product shikimate dehydrogenase family protein. The coding region runs from base 1 to 996 and encodes 331 amino acids. Gene Ontology annotation, biological process: shikimate metabolic process; chorismate biosynthetic process. The record is from RefSeq and is a predicted model, not a curated record. Gene Ontology annotation, molecular function: shikimate 3-dehydrogenase (NADP+) activity. The transcript has a single exon. NCBI's taxonomy places the organism in Eukaryota, Fungi, Ascomycota, Eurotiomycetes, Eurotiales, Aspergillaceae.